CUGGUGACACUGGAUACUGUCUUUUUUGACCGUUGUAUUUUUGCGUAAAAAUACACAGUUGCGCGGUCUGUUAUGUCAGUCACUUUGUCCAUCUAACUUUGGCCCCGUACUGGACACAGGCAACUAUUCCGUGUAUCCUAUAUAAUAGCUUCGUCUUACGUUUCGACUUCAUUGCUUCAACCUCUGUGAAUUGUGGUAGUGAUAUCGUGUUGGUAGCGUGAACCUCACAUAGAGUUUCUCGUAAUUUCGUAGCAAAAGAUUGGCAUUGAAAAUGAGUCGUCUUAUAAACUCUGCGCUGUUCAGAUGCGGCUCGAAAUUGAUUCAAAAAGCUAUUAGAGAUAACUGGAAAGUUACAACGACCGGCGGUUUAUAUACAACUGCGACCGUGCAACAAACUGAGGACUUGGCCUCGUUACCUUUCCCGAAUAUCCGAACUAAAUGGACGGAAAAGCUAGAGAUGUUUAACACGGAUAAUUAUGAUCCUCUACCGGUGUAUCGGGUACUAAGUCCAGACGGAACUGUUAUCGAUCUUGCGCAUGAGCCGAAGAUCCCGGACUCAAAACUGGUUAAAAUGUUCGAAGGAAUGCUAACGCUUAACGUCAUGGACCAUAUUUUGUAUGAGUCUCAGCGACAGGGUAGGAUCUCGUUCUAUAUAACGAGUUUUGGGGAGGAGGCAACGCACUUCGGCAGCGCUGCAGCACUCGAAAGUAACGACGUUGUUUUCGGCCAGUACCGAGAAACCGGUAGGAAGGACCAAAACCAAAAAGGAACAAAUACUCGAAUGUGCAUCUACAAUAUGCACCAUUUAGAAAAAAAUAUGGUUAAAAAGUAUAUCAUGUCACGGCGCCAUACUUGUGUGUUGGUAUGCUUUAAGUACGUAUUUUGUACAAACACGUCUCACAAACAACAAGUAAUUGUCAACGUCGCUUCAAGAUGCAUUUAAUAUUAGAUAUAGCUUGACCUUUCGUCUUUUUCGCGCGGC
Messenger RNA from Varroa destructor (honeybee mite), 982 nucleotides. Its product is annotated as 2-oxoisovalerate dehydrogenase subunit alpha, mitochondrial-like. Gene Ontology annotation, cellular component: oxoglutarate dehydrogenase complex. Gene Ontology annotation, molecular function: oxidoreductase activity, acting on the aldehyde or oxo group of donors, disulfide as acceptor. Gene Ontology annotation, biological process: branched-chain amino acid catabolic process. The record is from RefSeq and is a predicted model, not a curated record. NCBI's taxonomy places the organism in Eukaryota, Metazoa, Arthropoda, Arachnida, Mesostigmata, Varroidae.